CUUAACUUGUCAUAAAAGCUGCGAGCAAGUCACUUCAAACCCACUAGCAUCCUUUCCACUUUCUUUUUUGUCUUGCUCCAGCGGUGCACUUUUUUUUUUUUUAGAUGCAGAAAGCGCUAAAGUUCCGUCAAAGUUCGCUUUAAACAGCCCCACGUUUGUUCUAACUAUGCCUGAGAAGUGUAUUUCUUCUUUAGUUUAGUUUUGGUUGUUUUUGUUUUCUCGACACAAUGACUGAGGAGAGCAGGAGCGAGCACCGAACCGAAAGCGGCAAGGAUUUGGACAAACAGCUCCGUUUGCGAGCGUGUGUUCUUAACGAGCUUCUCAAGACUGAAAGGGAUUAUGUGGCCACACUGGACUUCCUCUCGGUGUUCCUGCACCGACUGGAGCAGUAUGCCGCUACCAAAAUGGACAAGAACAUCACAGAGGAAACGGUGAAGGUGUUGUUCUCCAACAUCGUGGACAUCCUGGCAGUGCACAAAGACUUCCUGUCCAUGGUGGAAGAUCUGCUGCAUCCCGACCCGCACGCCCACCAUGAAGUCGGACGCUGCUUCUUGCACUUUAGGCAGCGUUUCCAGAUUUACGACGAGUACUGCGGGAAUCACGAGAAGGCUCAGCGGCUGCUACUGGAGCUCAACAAAAUUCGCAGUGUCCGCACUUGCUUGCUGAACUGCAUGUUGCUGGGAGGCCGUAAAAAUACGGAAGUGCCAUUGGAGGGGUACCUGGUGGCUCCCAUUCAGAGGAUCUGCAAGUACCCACUGCUGCUCCGAGAGCUGCUUAAGCGCACACCCAAGAAACACGCCGACUACACGGCAGUGCAGGAGUCGCUGCAGGUAAUGAAGGCCGUCUGCUCCAGUAUCAAUGAAGCCAAGCGGCAGAUGGAGAAGCUGGAGGUCCUGGAGGAAUGGCAGUCGCACAUUGAAGGCUGGGAGGGUUCCAACAUUACCGACACGUGCACAGAGAUGCUCAUGCACGGCGUCCUGCUGAAGAUCUCCGCCGGGAACAUGCAGGAGAGGAUCUUCUUCCUGUUUGACAAGCUUCUGGUGUACUGCAAGAAGAAAAACAGACGUUUAAAAAACAGCAAAGCAACAACAGAAGCUCCACGCUACCUGUUCAGAGGCAGAAUCAACACCGAGGUGAUGGAAGUGGAAAACGUGGAUGACGGCACAGCUGACUACCACAGCUCAGGCAACAUCGUCAACAACGGCUGGAAGAUCCACAACACUGCUAAGAACAAGUGGUUCGUAUGCAUGGCCAAAACGUCUGAGGAGAAGCAGGAGUGGCUGGAGGCUAUCAUGAAAGAGCGCGAACGCCGCAAGAGUUUAACUCUCGGCAUGGAGCAGGACACUUGGCUAAUGGUCUCUGAGAAGGGAGAGAAGCUCUAUCAGCUCAUGAGCAAAGGACACCUCAUCAAAGACCGAAAACGCAAGCUCAGUACUUUCCCGAAGUGCUUCCUGGGAAGUGAGUUUGUAUCCUGGCUGAUGGAAAUCGGCGAGACGGACAACCCAGAGGAAGGCGUCCAUCUUGGUCAGGCGCUGCUGGAGAAUGGCAUCAUCCAUCAUGUCACCGACAAGCACCAGUUCAAACCUGAGCCAGUCUUGUACCGCUUCCGCUACGAUGACGGCACCUACCACCCGAGGAGCGACAUGCAUGAUGUCAUAUCCAAGGGUGUUCGCCUCUUCUGUCGGCUUCACAGCCUCUUCACUCCAGUCAUUAGGGACAAAGAUUACCAUUUGAGGACAUACAAAUCGGUGGUGAUGGCCAACAAGCUUAUCGAUUGGCUUAUCGCACAGGGCGACUGCAGAACCAGAGAGGAAGCGCUCAUUUUGGGAGUGGAGCUUUGUGACAAUGGGUUCAUGCAUCAUGUGCUCGAGAAAAGUGAAUUUAAGGACGAGCCACUGCUUUUCCGCUUUUUCGCCGACGAAGAGAUGGAAGGCUCAAACACCAAACACAAGCCGGUCAAGCAUGACUUAAAGAUAGUAGAAAAUGUCAUUUCCAAGUGUCUCUUGGUAAGACCAAGCGACUUAGGUUACGGAUUCACCCUGGAGGAGAGGAACAGGCUUCCAAUCAUCAAGUCAGUAGAGAAGGGCUCCCCUGCUGAGAUGGCCGGCCUGGAGGUGGGGAAGAAGUUGUUCGCCAUCAAUGGAGACUUGGUGUUCCUCAGGCCUUUCUCGGAGGUGGAAGUUCUUCUCAGGCAGUGUUUCCGCAGCAAAGGGCCGCUCAGGGUUCUGGUCAGCACGAAACCCAGAGAGACUGUGAAGAUUCCUGACUCUGUGGACGGUUUGGGCUUCCAAAUCCGCGGUUUCGGCCCCUCGGUGGUUCACGCUGUCGGAAGAGGAACGGUGGCGGCCAUGGCCGGGCUUCACCCGGGUCAGUGCAUCAUCAAGGUGAACGGCAUCAACGUGAGCAAGGAGAGCCACGCUAGCGUCAUCGCUCACGUGACGGCGUGUCGCAAAUACCGCCGACCCUCGCAGCAAGAUACAAUCAAGUGGGUGUACAACAACAGCGAGAGUGCCCACGAGGACGACCACAGGAACGACCGCAAGGCCACCCCGGAGGAGAACGGUGACGGUUUUGAGUGCAAAGUAGAAGAGGUGAUGGACAAGUUCAACACCAUUGCCAUCAUCGACGGCAAGAAGGACCACGUGAGCCUGACUGUGGACAACGUGCACUUGGAAUACGGCGUCGUGUAUGACUACGACAGCACGGCUGGCAUCAAGUGUCAUGUCUUGGAGAAGAUGCUGGAACCCAAAGGCUUCUUUAGUCUCACUGCAAAGAUCCUGGAAGCGCUGGCGCGAAAUGAUGACAUGCUAGUGGAGACAUGCGGAAAGUUGACAGCGGAGGAUGACUGCAAUCAUGGCGAGCUGCAGGUGCGCUUCAGCGCAAUGUGCGCAGAUAGGGUGGAGCAUAUCAGACGACGCAUCAUCAACUACAGAAAGUUUGCUCGAGUGCUGAAGAACAGAGCCUGGCCUACGUUCAAGCAGGCCAAGGGCAAGGUGUCCCCCCUGCACAGCAGUGAUUUUUGCCCUACCAACUGUCACGUCAACACAAUGGAGGUGUCUUACCCCAAGACCACCACCUCCCUGGGCAGCUCCUUCGGGGUGCAGCUGGACAACCGCAAGAACGCGCCGGAAAAAGGCAGGCGCUCCACCGCUGAGCAAGGUAAGCUGAGUCCCAUGGUGCACGUCCAACACACCAUCACCUCCAUGGCCGCUCCAUCCGGACACAGCCUGGGCCGCACGGAGGGCCACGGGUUGCGCUUCCUGCUCCGAGAAGAAGACCUGCUUGCCCUGGACGCGUACCAGAAGCUCCUGGACAAACUGGACACCGUCAUCAAGGAGAUGGAGACACACGGUGGACAUAUUCAUGACCUGUUAGCGUCCAUCACAUACCUGCCAGCAUCCGAGGCCAAGACACCGGAGAAUUUCGUACCGGCCGAGAGCGACUGCGACAAGGGCGAGCGAAACGGGAAGAAAGUCUGUUUUAAUGUAGCGGGGGACGAACAGGAAGACUCAGGCCAUGAUACCAUUAGCAAUAGGGACUCGUACAGUGAUUGUAACAGCAACAGGAACUCCAUCGCCUCCUUCACCAGCAUCUGCAGCAGCCAUUGCAGCUCUUACGUCCACAGUGACGAAAUGGACUCAGGGGACGAGAUGGCGUCCAGCGUGUGGCUGUCCCACGAAAAACAGAAGAAGCUUCACAGCUUUUUAGAGCACCUUUUUAGUCAGGUGGAAUCCAUUUGCAGUAUGAUACGAGGAGCACUGGUGGUUCGAGCUUUCGAGCAAACCAAGUGCUUCACGCCAGAACGAGGAUUCCAAGACUUUCAGCAAGAAAUGGAACCCCAAGUCAACUACACCAAGAGGCUGCGUCUCCAUAUCAAGCAAGAUCCAUGGAACCUCCCCGGCAGCGUUCAGACCCUCACACAAACAAUUGGCAAAUUUGUGGAAGAGGUGAAGACGAGGCUGCUCUUGGUCCUGCUCCAGUACACAGACUCUGAGAUCCAGUUGCGACGAGAUAUGGUCUUCUGUCAGUCGCUGGUAGCGGCCGUGUGCGCUUUUUCUGAGCAUCUGUUGGCUGUUCUUAAUCAGUUCCACUGUGUGGGCAAGGAGUCUGAGCUGGAGCAGGACAAUCAAGACCCACAGGAGGCUCAGGAAGCCAGCAGACGAUGGCUGGAGCAGAUAGCCAGCGCGGGCCUGCUCUUCCACUUUCAGUCGCUUCUUUCACCUAACCUGACGGACGAGCAGGCAAUGCUGGAGGACACGCAGGUGGCGCUGGUGGACCUGGAGAAAGUCACUUUCCAUUUCCAACACUUUGAAGGGGAACCUAGAGUAGCCAACAUGCCUGUUUCCUACCACGUGGAAGGCACUCGGCAGCACCUGAAGGUGUUCCUCCAACUGGAGAGUUUUUACUUCUCUCAUCUGCCUGCCCGGCUUCGAGGCGGCGGCGGUGUCAAAAUCUACCCCGUGCUCUUUACGCAAGCGUUGGAGAGCAUGGAGGGCUACUACUACAGAGAUAAUGUGUCCGUGGAGGAGUACCAAGCUAACAUCAACGCCACCUCUCUGGAUAAAGUCAAGCAGUACUACAAGAGGCUACGGGCUUUCUGCAUGGAUCAGUCCAACGUGCCUCCCAGUGCUGCACCAAAAGCUGCCUUGAUUGAUAAGCUGAUGCGUCCCCUGAACGCUGUGGACGAGCUAUACCGCCUGCUGGAAAGCUUCAUCCGCUGCCGUCGCACGGCCGCCUGCCAGAACACAGCCUGCGGGGCAUCCGGGGUGGGCCUCCUGACGGUGGCCUCGGAGCUGUGCUCGCGCCUGGGGGCCGCCCACGUGGUCAUGUGCAACAGCGGCGUUCACCGAUGCACCCUAAGCGUGACGCUUGAGCAGGCCAUCCUCUUGGCGCGCAACCACGGGCUGCCACCUCGCUGCAUCAUGCAGGCCACCGAUGUCAUGAGGAAGCAGGGUGCCAGAGUUCAGAAUUCGGCCAAGAACUUGGGGGUGCGAGAUCGGACGCCCUCAUCCGUGCCUAGGUUGUACAAGCUGUGCCAGCCUCCACCCCCUGAUGGCGACCCAUAAUGCAUUGUGGCGUGAAAUACAAAAAGCCAGCGAUCAGAUUUGCUUAUUUUCAUACAGUGUAAAUAUUUUUUUUAAAAGCCUAAUAGUAUUUUUUUAAUGUUUAGCUACCUAUAUGAACCACCAGUUAUAUGGUUAUUGUAAAUAUAUGUUUAUGAUUAUGUACUGUUGUUGUUUUCCUCAGGUUCCGAGCAUAUAGAUUGCAUAUUACAGCCAAUGGUAGCUCACUAUGCAAACUAAAAACAGCGCCAAUAAGCUAGUUUGUUUUUUGGACACAAUAUCUUAUACGUACGAUAAAGUUAUGCAUACAAUGUGUAAAAUAUAUAUAUAUAUUAAAUUUCAUAUCUGAGAUCGAAGUAUUGUGUUUAUUUGCAUAAGAAAAUGCAAAGAAAUGGUAGCGAAUGAUCGCUGUCAACUCUUCCAGUCAAGAAGGACGCGUCAGUGGAAGCCAAUGAGUUAAAUAUUUUCUUGAAACGGCUCUCCCCUAGUUGUCUUUGAACUGCGCCUGAAUUUCAAGUUGAGGUAAGUUUAUGGUGAGUACAUUUUGAACAUUUUUAAACUAAAGUAUUUGAAAAGGACCCACAUUUGACUUUCAACAACUUUUAAAGAAACAUUUUCAAGUCCCUUUAUUAAAAAACAAACAAACUGGGAGCUAUCCAAGAAUGAGUCCACUUCUGUGGGACACUGUAGCACCCCUAGACUCGAACUAAAGUAGUGUAAUAUAAAAGUUAUUUGGGGAAAAAAAUCAUGAAAAAAAAAAAUCUGAGAUAUCCAAAGACCGAUCCAC
This is a messenger RNA of Corythoichthys intestinalis (scribbled pipefish), 5850 nucleotides long. RefSeq names its product phosphatidylinositol-3,4,5-trisphosphate-dependent Rac exchange factor 2 (gene prex2). Gene Ontology annotation, molecular function: GTPase activator activity; protein binding; guanyl-nucleotide exchange factor activity. The transcript has 40 exons. The record is from RefSeq and is a predicted model, not a curated record. Bases 228 to 5066 code for a protein of 1612 amino acids. Gene Ontology annotation, biological process: regulation of signaling; intracellular signal transduction; G protein-coupled receptor signaling pathway. NCBI's taxonomy places the organism in Eukaryota, Metazoa, Chordata, Actinopteri, Syngnathiformes, Syngnathidae. Gene Ontology annotation, cellular component: plasma membrane.